AUGGCGGAUGAAACUAAAUUAAGUGUUUCCGAUUCAACUGAUAGCAUACCUAAUACAGAUGAUACUGAUAGCAAUGAUAACUCACUUGACACUCAGGUAACAAAGAAAAGAAAUGAAAUGCAAUCUAGAUCUGUUGUUUGGGAUCAUUAUGAGAAGGUCGUUGUACAGGGUAUUGAUAGAGCGAAGUGUAAGUAUUGUAAAAAAGAUCUUGCUGCUGCAACUGCAAAUGGGACAACGGGAUUGAGACAACAUUUAGGGAGGUGUGUUGCAUAUAAAUCCCUUAUUAAACCUCCCACUCAGAAAAACAUACAUUUUCCAUCUAAGGAUAAGCAUGAGCUAGAGGAGCAUUGGGAAUUUGAUCAACAAUUAAUUAGGAGGGCUUUAGUUGAGAUGAUAAUUAUUGAUGAACUACCAUUUAGCUUUGUAGAAAAGGAAGGCUUCAAGAAGUUUAUGAGUCAAGCCCAACCUCUGUUUCAAAUUCCUUCCCAUAGAACAAUAACAAGGGUUUGUUAUGAAUGUUACAAUGAAAUGAGACAAAAUUUGAAGAAGUCUUUUAGAGAAGCACAUUCAAAAGUUUGCCUUACCACAGACACAUGGACAUCAUUGCAAAAAAUUAAUUAUAUGUGUUUGACUGCUCACUUUAUUGAUAGAGAUUGGAAGUUGCAUAAAAGAAAUUUUUGCCCUGUCACUAGUCAUAAGGGUGAGCACAUGGCAGAGAGUAUUAGUAAGUGCUUGCUUCAUUGGAAAUUGGUCAAGGUAUUUACUGUUACUGUUGAUAAGGCUUCUUCAAACGAUGUUAAAGUUAGAGAAUUGUCUAAACAGUUAAAUAUGUGA
Messenger RNA from Lycium barbarum (goji berry), 834 nucleotides. Its product is annotated as zinc finger BED domain-containing protein RICESLEEPER 1-like. The transcript has a single exon. Gene Ontology annotation, molecular function: DNA binding. The coding region runs from base 1 to 834 and encodes 277 amino acids. NCBI's taxonomy places the organism in Eukaryota, Viridiplantae, Streptophyta, Magnoliopsida, Solanales, Solanaceae. The record is from RefSeq and is a predicted model, not a curated record.